Messenger RNA from Theileria parva strain Muguga, 1054 nucleotides. RefSeq lists its product as uncharacterized. Gene Ontology annotation, cellular component: centrosome; replication fork; Rad51B-Rad51C-Rad51D-XRCC2 complex. NCBI's taxonomy places the organism in Eukaryota, Apicomplexa, Aconoidasida, Piroplasmida, Theileriidae. Gene Ontology annotation, molecular function: single-stranded DNA binding; four-way junction DNA binding; ATP-dependent activity, acting on DNA. The transcript has 11 exons. The coding region runs from base 194 to 1054 and encodes 286 amino acids. Gene Ontology annotation, biological process: reciprocal meiotic recombination; double-strand break repair via homologous recombination; telomere maintenance. The record is from RefSeq and is a predicted model, not a curated record.
AUAUUUUCACUCAAAUUUUAACAUACCACUUAAAUUUAUCAAUUUUAUCAAUUUUAGUAAUAUUUUUAAUGAUAUAUUUUUUUAUUUUUGGGAAUUUUGUGAAAUUUUAAUUCUUUCCAUUUUCAUGUUAUUACACAGUUUUUACCUCUAAAUUAAUAAUUUUUGGCUCUAAAAGAGUUUAAAUUUACUUGAAAUGACAUUAUCAGUAGAUUCAAUUACUUCUUCAAAUUAUGAUUCUGCCAAUUCAAUCACUUCACUACUUGAUGAAUAUAGUCAAAACUCUCUCCUAAACCUCAAAUCUAAACGAAUUACGCCAACUUCCUCUCCUAAUUUGAAUGUGUUAUUUGAUGGCGGUAUAAGGAGUCAGGAGCUCAUUGAGUUUUUUGGUGACGAUUACGAAGCCAAUGCCGAAUUUUUAACGCAUUUGGUAUUUGAGUAUUUGUAUUCUGAUCCUUACGCCAAUGCUAUUGUCAUUACCACAAAUUACUCUCAAAACCCCUACAGACUCUACGAAUCUUGCAAAUGUUUUCUACGGAAAUUUGAUUUUGCUGAGGAUAAAACUAGUGAAGAAUUGGAAAAGCUAUUGAAACGUGUUUAUAUAAUACCUUGCGUCUCAAUAUCUGAUCUCUUGUGUAUACUGGACACUAUCGCAUACAACGGGUAUACACAAGAGAAUUCAGAUUCACAUCUCGGACUCAUCACCAUUCAUAUCCUCAGCUCACUCUUCAAUGAAACUGAUUUCUCCUCAACGAAACGAGACAGCACAACUGUUGUGAUUAAAUUACGUGAAAUUGCUCAUGAACUUAAUUGCUCCAUCUUAGUUUCUAAUUUCAAAACUCAUCUCACCAACUCCAAAGAGGAGUUUGAUCCGUAUUUGGAGACGGAUAAUGCAGUAUUUUCAAAAUUGUCCGGUACAUGGCAUUCAGCUAUUGAUACCCGGAUAUAUUUAACAUCAUUGAACGCGGAUCGAUUUGUUAAAAUCACAGCACAAGUCAUCACAAGCCGACGAAUGGGCUACAAUGAAGCCACUAUUACUCUCUUUAAAACUCAAUAA